AGCUCUGAUCAUAUUAAAGCCAUUGUUAUUAUGACUUUGAGCUUCGAGAACUGUGCUAGGAUAUUGUGUUCUUUCUUAUAUAUACUUCCUUAGUUUUUCCAUAAACACAAAGGAAGAAAAGAGGUCAGGUUUCUUGCUCAGCUUUUGUGUUUCCUCCAUUCAUCUUUUCCCAUUCAGUUUGAGCAUAAAUUCAGGAUCUUGUUCUUUCUUGAUACUACAAUCUGUGUUCUUCCAAAAUACCACUAGUUUUCUUUAAGGGAUACCCACUAGUGUUCUUCCAAAGCCACCUGUUUCUGCCUGUCCCUUUUGUUAUAAUUUAGUUGAAGAUUGUCUUUUUCUCUUAAAAGAGAAAUGCUCAUGUAAGACAUCAUCCAUAUGAUGCACUUGAAUUCAAGCCAAGCACCUCCUGCUUGUGGUUGUUUUUGUCAAUGUUGCUUCAUCCAUCUUGAAUUUCUCUUGUGCCUGAUAAUCUUGUUUUGAUUCAAUAACAUCAUGAAGAGCAUCGAGGCUAUUAGUCAUGCCCUUUUUGUUAUGUUCAUCCUCUCUCUGAGUACAAGGUGCUGUGGACAAGUAGACCUUGAUGUAGCUCCAAUGGAGAAAACAGAACAGGAAGCUCUAUACUCCACGAUUCAAGGCUUUGUUGGCAAUUCGUGGAAUGGUUCGGAUCUCUAUCCAGAUCCUUGUGGUUGGACUCCUAUUCAGGGGGUUUCUUGUGAUCUGUUUGAUGAAUUUUGGUACGUUACUGCCUUGAACAUUGGACCCAUCCAAGACAAUUCACUAAGUUGUGCUCAAAAUUUGGAAUUUAGACCACAGUUAUUUGAGCUCAAGCACCUGAAAAUUCUAUCCUUCUUCAAUUGUUUUCAAUCACAAAACAGGAUUCCAGUUACCAUCCCCACUAGAAACUGGGAGAAAUUGGCUGGCAGCUUAGAAUCACUGGAGUUUAGAUCAAACCCGGGUCUCAUUGGACACAUUCCUUCAAGUUUUGGUGUCCUGAAGAACCUCCAAUCACUAGUAGUACUACAAAAUGGUGUAACAGGUGAAAUACCACCAGAAAUUGGCAAUCUUAUCAAGUUGAAGAGGCUUGUUCUUGCUGGAAACAAUUUUACUGGGAGGAUUCCAGAUGUUUUUGGUGGAUUAAUUGAUUUAUUGAUAUUUGAUUUAAGUAGAAAUUCAUUAUCUGGAACUUUACCUUUGACACUUGGAAGCUUAACUUCAGCAUUGAAGCUUGAUCUAAGCCACAACCGUUUGGAAGGGAAUCUGCUCAAUGAAUUUGCUAAUCUUAAGAACCUGACCCUUAUGGACCUUAGGAAUAACAGAUUCUCUGGUGGGUUGACCUUGUCUUUUCAAGAAAUGUAUUCCCUAGAAGAAAUGGUUUUGUCUAACAAUCCAUUAGGUGGAGACAUGAGGACCCUAAAGUGGGAAAACCUUCAGAACUUGGUCAUUUUGGAACUAUCUAACAUGGGGUUGUCUGGGGAAAUCCCUGAGUCUAUAUCAGAAUUAAAGCGAUUGAGAUUUUUGGGACUUAGUGACAACAACCUCACAGGCAACCUGCCACCAAAGCUAGAAACACUUCCUUGUCUCAAUGCACUCUACCUAAGUGGAAACAAUCUAGCAGGAGAGCUUAAAUUUUCUAGUGAGUUUUUUGGAAAAAUGGGAAGACGUUUUGGGGCAUGGAACAACCCCAACCUUUGUUACCUAGUUGGAGUAAUGUCAAAAAACCAAGUUCCAUAUGGGGUAAAACCAUGCCAGCAAGAGGUCAAUUUGCUAGAAUCUAAUACAAAAACUGAGCUGCUCAAUGGGGAUAUGAACGAGACUUCCCAUUUCAUACCCGCUAUGGCAAUUUCUAGUUGUGCUACUAAUGGCUUCUGGUGGACUAUUCUGGAACAAAUAUUGAUGAUGGGUCUAUUCCUAAAUUCUUAUAUGGCUCUUUAAUCAAGAUUAGUCCAACUUGGGCUUUAACCUUUUAGGUGUUGCAGCAACUUGUCUUUUAUAUUUUAUUCUAAUCUUCCAACAUGUUAUCUUUUUAUUGUUUUCAUUUUUGCUUUUGCUUCUUUUUUCUUUUUCUUUUUCUGAUAGUGUGUUGUCUUGUUACAAGUUCUUCAAUAUUGUAACAUGCAUAUACUGAUGGAAGUAAACCACACUAUGUAGCUUUAAGGGAACAGGGUACUUUUUGUUUAAA
Molecule: messenger RNA, 2179 nt
Organism: Gastrolobium bilobum
Lineage: Eukaryota; Viridiplantae; Streptophyta; Magnoliopsida; Fabales; Fabaceae
Product: piriformospora indica-insensitive protein 2-like
Exons: 2
Coding region: 493-1932 (479 amino acids)
Cellular component (GO): plasma membrane
Molecular function (GO): protein binding
Source: RefSeq, a predicted model, not a curated record